Schizophyllum commune H4-8 is the source of this 593-nucleotide messenger RNA. RefSeq names its product mitochondrial 54S ribosomal protein YmL2. Bases 43 to 450 code for a protein of 135 amino acids. Gene Ontology annotation, biological process: translation. Lineage: Eukaryota; Fungi; Basidiomycota; Agaricomycetes; Agaricales; Schizophyllaceae. Gene Ontology annotation, cellular component: ribosome; mitochondrial large ribosomal subunit. The transcript has 5 exons. Gene Ontology annotation, molecular function: structural constituent of ribosome. The record is from RefSeq and is a predicted model, not a curated record.
UCUUGCUCGCAUUUCAUUGUUCCAAUUCGUUGCGGGGGAGCCAUGUCGUUCGUCAGCCGCUGCAUUGAGUCCGUAACAAGAAAUCCGUUCUCUUUCGGCCUUGGUGCCGUACGUACGGCUACGAAGCGUGCGGGUGGUAGCGUCCGCAACCACGGUGGUUCCCCAGGAAAGCGUUUGGGUAUCAAGAAGUUCUCAGACCAGUAUGUAAUUCCUGGCAACAUCAUUGUCCGCCAGCGCGGCACCCUCUUCCAUCCCGGAGACCACGUGGAGAUGGGCCGUGACCACACCAUCUACGCUGUCGCUCCCGGCUUCGUGCGCUUCUACAAGCAAAAGUGGUUGCGCGGCGAGCGACGAUUUGUGGGGCUCGUACUCGAGAAGGGCGAGACAUUGCCUCGGGACGAGACCGCGCGCGGACGCAGCCGGUACUGUGGCCUCGUCCAGCUCAACUGAUCGAGCGCGUCCUCUCACCCUCGCUAUCUGUAUACACCUGCUUUCCCUGCCUAAUGCACUCGCGCUAUCCAGUCGCACCUCUACUCUGGAACGAUAUGAACGCCCCCGAUCACUGUCUGUGUGUUCGAGCCAUUCAAGCCUUC